AUGGACGACGGUUGCUACGUUGCGCCGCAAGUGCUCUUCAGCCAGUCCGCGGGUAACACCAAUCGACCACAGGAGCAGCCACCAAACGUGACAAACACUGCUCUCCGAGACCACUUUAUGCGUCUAAUACAGGCCGAUAGAGAGGACAAGGAAAAGCUCCUGGCAGCACGUCGAGAAUGGGAAUCUAGAAACGCCGCUGCCGAAGCGAAUACCGAUGAUAUAGGUGAUGACAAACCUGAAGACGAUGCGGAAUGGGACUCCGCGCUGUGGAACCAGAACCUGCAUUGA
Messenger RNA from Aspergillus calidoustus, 288 nucleotides. The record is from the annotation of a GenBank genome assembly. NCBI's taxonomy places the organism in Eukaryota, Fungi, Ascomycota, Eurotiomycetes, Eurotiales, Aspergillaceae.